Erythranthe guttata (spotted monkey flower) is the source of this 910-nucleotide messenger RNA. RefSeq names its product FKBP-like peptidyl-prolyl cis-trans isomerase family protein. Gene Ontology annotation, molecular function: peptidyl-prolyl cis-trans isomerase activity. Gene Ontology annotation, cellular component: cytoplasm. The record is from RefSeq and is a predicted model, not a curated record. Lineage: Eukaryota; Viridiplantae; Streptophyta; Magnoliopsida; Lamiales; Phrymaceae. Gene Ontology annotation, biological process: protein peptidyl-prolyl isomerization.
GUAUGCUAUGCUUUCUUCAAACUUGGGUUUCCAAUUUUUCUUACUUUACCGAAUCUUACUUCAAUAUUGUUCCUGUUAAUGUAUGUUUACAAGUUCAGAGCCAAAGGGUUUUAAUUGUUGGAAAUUAGAAAGAUGAGCGAUGCAGCAGCAAUGGAUUUGAGUGGGGAUGGAGGUGUGUUGAAGACUAUAAUACGCCGAGCUAAACCCGAUGCAGUUGUUCCAUCUGAUAGUCUUCCGCUUCUCGAUGUCCAUUAUGAAGGCAUUCUUGCCGAGACGGGUGAAGUUUUUGAUACUACGCAUGAAGAUAAUACCAUCUUCACCUUUGAACUUGGCACUGGAUCUGUAAUUAAAGCAUGGGAUAUUGCACUGAAAACGAUGAAGGUUGGGGAGGUUGCAAAGAUCACUUGUACCCCCGAUUAUGGCUAUGGCAGCGCUGGUUCUCCACCAGAUAUCCCCCCAAAUUCAACACUUAUUUUUGAGGUUGAGUUGGUAGAUUGCCGACCUCAGAGAGGCUCGACUCUAAGCAGUGCUUCAGACGAGAGGUCCCGGCUCGAUGAGCUAAAGAAGCAGAGGGAAGCUGCUUCUGCUGUUAAAGAAGGUGAAAAAAAGAAAAGGGAAGAAGCAAAAGCAGCUGCUGCUGCAAGAAUUCAAGCUAAACUUGAAGCCAAGAAAGGUCAAGGCAAGGGUAAAGGCAAAUCCAGAUAACAAAUUACCCUUUUUUAUUAUAAAAGAAAUUGAAAUAAAAUAAAAUGUAAUGGUUGCUUUUGUUUAUGCUUCUUGCACUCGAUAAGGUUGGUACAUGCCAUUCUCAUUCACUCAAGUGUUUCCUACACAGUUUUCGGUGUUUUUGUUCCUUGGAUAUUAACAAACUCAUCUUCCUUUCUUUCAUGUUUAAAGAUUUUAAAACUAG